Syngnathoides biaculeatus (alligator pipefish) is the source of this 2941-nucleotide messenger RNA. RefSeq lists its product as uncharacterized. The coding region runs from base 131 to 2869 and encodes 912 amino acids. Lineage: Eukaryota; Metazoa; Chordata; Actinopteri; Syngnathiformes; Syngnathidae. The record is from RefSeq and is a predicted model, not a curated record. The transcript is spliced from 13 exons.
UGAAGGGAGCGGCGGAAGGGGCAGAAAGCAAACUUUAAAAAAAAAAAGAAGAAGACAAACACGCCGUCAUUUGCGUCCACGUUUCGGCGUCAAGAAGCCUCCCACGGAACACAAGAAGCAACACACCGUGAUGAGGAUGCUGCUGACUUUGCUUUGUCUGCUCCCGGUGGCGCUGGUCCGAGGCGACCCCUGCCUCAUCAUCAGCGAGAUCAACGCCGACAACCCAAGACUGGACACCAGCGAGUUUGUGGAAUUGUACCACACCAGCGGACAGAGCCACUCGCUGUACGGAUACACUCUCGUCUUCUAUAACGGGAACGGAAACGUGGCUUAUAAAGUACUGGACCUCCAGGACCACAGCACAGACGACAGGGGCUUCUUCCUGGUGGGCUCGGUGGACAUGCUCCCCAAACCCGCCAUCCUCCUGCCGCCGAACACGGUCCAGAACGGUCCGGAUGCGGUCGUACUCUAUCACACGUCCGCGGCGCGCUACGUCGAGAAGAUGAACGUCACGGCCGUGGGCUUGGUGGACGCCGUUGUUUAUAUGACGCGCAAGACGGGCGGUGCCGAGGUCCUGGCGGAAAUCUUGACCCCGGGGGAGCCGGCGUUUGUCGAGGAGGAAAGCGCCCUGGAGGGGGACGAAUCGAUCGAGAGGUGUUUGUUGUCCAAAGAUCGCUGGGGCUUCAGGGUGUCCUCGCCCUCCCCGGGCCAGAGGAACAACUGCACGCCACCCGCCGCCCCGCCGAGCAUGCCAGUCAUCACCGAGCUGAAGCUGGGAGGCGGUCAGGUGGACGGCUUUGUGGAGCUGACGUCGGCGCCCGAGGCCGGCCCGCUUGUCUUAGCUGUGUUGAGCGGGACAACGGACAGGGUCAGCGUGAGUUUGAACGUGGACCCGAACACCUCCAGGAACGGACUCAUCGCCGUGACUGUAGACAAGAGCUACAUGAAAGGAGAUGAGUCCAUGGCAGUCGCCAUUUACAGCGGUACAGCUUCAGACUUUCCUGCGGACAGCCCGCUAAGUCAGAUCCAGCCCCUGGACUCGUUUGUGUUCGCCGGCCCGGUAGACAAUCCGAGUGCCAACCUCAUGGAGACCCUCAUCCCGGGCAGGGAGCCUUAUCAGCUAGGCUACAGUUUAAAAGAGGGCGGCUUCUAUCUGAGCCGUUGUGGCAUGGCCACGUGGACCAGAGAUCCUGGCGUCUUCUGGGAGGCCCCGCAGACUCCAGGGCUGCCCAACCAGUGCCCCUGGCCAAAAAUCUGCCCUCACACCAUGGGAGACACCGAGCUGUCCCCGCACCUUCCACCUUGGGGGACCGGUCAAUUCGUGAUCAACGAGCUGAACACGGACACCCCCGGCACCGCUGAGGACGGCGAGUACGUGGAGCUGCGGCACCCAUGGGGACAGCGCGUCUCCCUGCAGGGCAAUUGGAUUCUGUUUUUUAGCGCGCACAACAACAAACCCUAUAAAGAGAUCUGCCUCACCGGACACUUCACCACCGCCAAGGGUUACUUCCUGCUCGGCAGUGACAGGCUGGUGCCGGCGCCUUCUCUCCGCCUGCCUCCCAACACCAUCCAGAACGGGCCGGGCGCCGUGGCGCUGUACCACAGCCCUUACGGGCCGCCGUCGGUGCAGCAACGGGGGUUCCCCACCAGAGGGCUCCUGGAUGCCGUGGUGUACCGCAAGAUGGGGUCCGAUCAGGACGCGCUGGAGCUGACUAAGAUGCUGACACCUGGACAGCUCCCCCUGCUGGAGGAUCCGGAGGUUCUUUCCGGUGAUGAGGCGCUCAGCCGCUGCAAAAACCUGGACCCGUAUGACCUGUCUGCAUUUUCAGUCGCGCCACCAACUCCGCUGAGGGAGAACAGCUGCCCCCGGCUUCCUCCGCCUUCCGAGGGCGUGGUCAUCAACGAGGUGGCGAGCGCCCACUGGACCAAUCACAGCCGGCAGAGGUCCUUCGUGGAGUUCCGCGGACCCCCGCUGACUGAGCUGCGUGGCCUGGUGCUGGUCGUGUUUGACCAGGAACACAGCGGCAGUCUGGCCGCAGUUCCUCUGACCGGAUCUCUCGACCGGGACGGGUUUUACGUGGUCGGGAAUGUCACCGGAGCGGAUCAGACUUUCCCCGAAGGCGGCGACGUGCCGGCGCGAGGAUCCGUCCUCCUGUGCUACGACGUGUUCAGUGUGUGCAGUGCCGCCACCGCCCUGACCAACUCCAGUCGGAGGGACGAGCUGAUGUUCAGCGACGUCCAGCUGCUGCUCACCUCGAUGUCCACUGGAGGGAGCCGGGUUAUCCCAGCCCUCAGGUCAGUGGAAAACGAUGCGGUCUCUCUCAGCCGCUGUAUGUGCUGCGUGCCGAAAAACCCUUCUUCCUGGACCACAUCGUUGCCGACGCCUCGCAGCGCCAACAACUGCCCCAGCUCGGCCUUCUCCAGCCACAUCGACAUUUGCGUCGGACCGCCGGAAGAAUGCAGUGAGCUUAUUUCCACGAGGAGGGUGGUACAAGUUGUCCACUAUCUGGAGCAGAAAUGUCUUUGUGGAAUAUCCUUUUUAUCUCUACAAGAGGCCAACUUCUCGUGCGAGUCUGGCUGGACGCGGGUGCGGGGAAACAUUCUCGCCUUCUCGGACCACCAGAGGGCCCUCAUCAUCCAGACGUCCACCGGGAGCCUCCGCCAGUCCGACGUUUGUUCAUUGCCCACCACUGAUCGGCACACCAGCACAGGUUCCAGUGUGGGUUUACAAAUUGGUGUGGUAGUCGCAGUGCUCCUGCUACUCGCAGUUGGAGUAGCUCUCCUUGCAUAUUUCUACAAAAGGAGGCGUCCUCAGGACUAUGCCACCAUGGAGCUGAGCGAGCACGGGGAGGGACUCUCAGAUCUAUAGUCCAGGAAUAAUCCCAGGUUCAUUUGAGCUGUCUUUAUGUGACUGUGAGAAUUUGUGUGGGCUGUAUAGAAC